AGGAAAACAAAGAUGGCAGGGAUAGGAAGCAGCAACUACUGGGAGGAUCUGAGAAAGCAGGCCAGGCAGCUGGAGAAUGAACUUGACCUGAAAUUGGUCUCCUUUAGUAAACUGUGCACCAGCUACAGCAGCUCUAGGGAUGGACGUCGAGGGGAGACUUCGGACACCACGCCCCUGCUAAAUAACUCGACCCAGGACAGGAUGUUUGACACCAUGUCUGUUGAGAUUGAACAGCUGCUGGCAAAACUAACAGGAGUGAACGACAAGAUGGCAGAGUACACCAACACCCCGGGAACAGCGUCUCUCAAUGCUGCACUCAUGCACACUCUCCAGAGACAUAGGGAUAUUCUACAGGACUACACUCACGAAUUUCACAAAACCAAAGGCAACUUUCUGGCCAUCCGGGAAAGGGAAGAUCUUUUAGGAUCUGUCAGGAAAGACAUUGAAACAUAUAAGAGUGGUUCAGGAGUCAACAACAGAAGAACAGAGCUGUUUCUAAAGGAGCAUGAGCAUCUUAGAAACUCAGACCGGCUGAUGGAUGACACAAUAAGCAUUGCAAUGGCGACCAAGGAGAACAUGACCUCACAGAGGGGCAUGCUGAAAUCCAUACACAGCAGGGUGAACACUCUGGCCAAUCGUUUCCCAACUAUCAACAGUCUCAUCCAGCGAAUCAAUCUGCGAAAGAGAAGGGACUCCCUCAUCCUCGGCACUGUGAUCGGCGUCUGCACCAUUCUCCUCCUGCUCUAUGCUUUCCAUUAACCUCCCCGGUCAGACAAUUUCUAACAAGGCAGGACUCCUCUGCUCUUUGUAGCAUAUGAAUCCUCAGCUCCUCCCCAGAGACAACGCCCGGUGAUCGAAGGACCACGGAGGUUCCAGAGCAGAGAGACAUUUAGCUGGUCCUGUUCUAGGACAGGACCAAAUUUGGCCAACAAGUUCCCACUGAGCCAGCAUUUAACGAGACAGAUUUAGGGCUGGUGGUCGCUUCUUUUUCUUAUACCCACAAGGAAAUGGAGACCAAAAGUACAAGUGAGACCAGUUAAUUUUUGUUUGUGGACAAGCUUUGUGCUUUUUUUCUAAUAAGAUCAGAGACUAAAGCUAUCUUGUUUUAAUAAGGAGGUUGAAGGAUAUUUCUUUUUCGGUUAUUUUUAAUGAUUUUGGGGGA
Xiphophorus maculatus (southern platyfish) is the source of this 1162-nucleotide messenger RNA. RefSeq names its product golgi SNAP receptor complex member 1 (gene gosr1). The record is from RefSeq and is a predicted model, not a curated record. Gene Ontology annotation, biological process: endoplasmic reticulum to Golgi vesicle-mediated transport; vesicle fusion. Gene Ontology annotation, molecular function: SNAP receptor activity. The transcript is spliced from 9 exons. Bases 13 to 759 code for a protein of 248 amino acids. Gene Ontology annotation, cellular component: cis-Golgi network; Golgi medial cisterna; Golgi membrane. NCBI's taxonomy places the organism in Eukaryota, Metazoa, Chordata, Actinopteri, Cyprinodontiformes, Poeciliidae.